UUUCAUUCUUGAGCGGUAUUGUAAGAGGUACACGAUGCUGCUUUCUACACUGCUCGUCUUCUGUCUGGUGUCAUUCAGCCGGGCCACUGGCCCAGUGGUAAUGACUAGUAAAGGACUCGUCAAAGGAUUCGUUGAUCAUCUCAAGGAGAGCACAUACAUCGGCGUCGACAGCGAUUUUGACGUCUUCUUCGGCAUCCCCUUCGCCAAGCCUCCCGUGGGCGACCUCCGUUUCGCCAACCCCGAACGCCCCGACCCGUGGGUCGACACAUACGAUGCGACGACCGUCCGUGCACUCUGCCCGCAGCCGAUGGUUGGGACCAAGGACGAGGAUUGUCUGUACCUCAAUGUAUACGCACCUAAUCCAACGCCCGACAAUGCAGCCGUGAUGGUGUGGUUUCACGGAGGGGCCUACAAUGCUGGGACUGCGGGUCGAUACAUGUUCAGUGGAAUCCCUCUAGCUGCCGUCGGAAAUGUGAUCGUCGUUACAGCCAACUACCGUUUGGGUUCUCUCGGGUUCUUGAGCACUGGCGACGCAGCCGCACCUGGAAACUAUGGCUCAUUCGACCAAGUGAUGGCGCUACGCUGGGUACAAGAAAACAUCGCAAGUUUCGGCGGCGAUCCAACCCGAGUGACCAUCUUCGGUGAAAGUGCAGGCGCCACCAGCGUUGGUUUACAUGUAGUGUCAAAGGAGAGUGAGGACUUGUUUACCUGGGCUAUCAUGCAGAGCGGGAGCACGAUGACUCCUUUUGCUUACAAUCCUGACCUGAACGCUGCCCGUGAAGACGCCUUCAAACUUGGUAGCAAUGUCGGGUGUGAUGAGGCCGACAGCAACGAUCUCAUAGCUUGUCUCAGGACCAAGUCUGCCAGCGAGGUCCUGGCUGGUGGACUCCAGGACCAAGUCUGCCAGCGAGGUCCUGGCUGGUGGACUCCAGCGGGUUACAUUCGGGUGACCUUCAAAUUUGAGAUGACCGACAGCUACGAUCUUGUCAUAGCUUGUCUCAGGACCAAGUCUGCCAGCGAGGUCCUGGCUGGUGGACUCCGGUUUGGAUUCCUAUCCGCACCCGUCGUCGAUGGGCGUUUCCUCAUCACUGACCCCGUCCAAAUGCUAGCUAAGGGGGACUUCAAACACCGCAACAUUCUGCUGGGUUCAAACCAUGACGAAGGCACACUGUGGGCCCUGGGCAUCUACCCCGACUACACACUGUCGAAGUCGGCCCCGUACAUGAGUCGAGCCGACUACGACGAACAUCGAGACGACUUCCUCACAGGGUCCCUCAACGACAUCGCUCUGAAGGCUAUGGACCAGCAGUAUAUUGACUGGAGCAGCGCCGACAACCUGGACACCGACUAUCUCGACCUCCUUGUCAGACAGAUCACUGACGAAACAUUCACGGCACCUGCCGACGCCACCGCCAGAGCCUUCUACCAACAUGGCGCCGGCGAUGUGUACAUGUACGAGCUGACCCACGUGCCGUCCGUACCGGCCUACAGCCUCAACCUCCUUGGGCCCGGUUGGCUCGGCGUCACUCACGGAGAGGAUCUCCAGUUCGUCUUCGGCUGGUCCUUCGUCCCUCAGAUAACGGAUAAAAGACGAAACCUCCGCUCCAACGAACUGACUUUCAUGGUCAACUUGAUGACCUAUUGGACCAACUUCGCCAAUACUGGCACUCCCAAUUCAGCUGAGCUACCAACAUGGCCAACCUACACAGUUCCGGAACUGCAGUACAUGGUCCUGGACCCGGACCUGACCCCGAGUCGAGCUCUACGUGCUGAUGACGUCGCAUUUUGGAACGAGUUUGUCCCAGAGUUGCUUGAGUCUUCAGGUACGAGCAAAGUGAGGAACAGAUGGUCUGCACCAUGGUAGAGCUUCUAAUCAGAAGAAAUGAAGAGAUGCACAGAGUAUCUAGGGAUAUGGGGAUUCAGAAGCUAUAAUUAUAUUCAGGAGAAUAUCAGCAUUUAUCAAAAUAGAAUAAAGAAGCUAAUCUGCAUACACAUAAAUGUGUUGUUUUAUUUCGUUUGUUUGAUUUCUAUGUUUGUUUUACUUGGCUGCUAUGAAAGCAUGUGUUUGCUUGUAAGAAAGCAACCAGGGACUGAAGGCUUGAAGUCCCAUCCGACUAGGGUCAUGUUAAUGAUGUUGAAUGCCUUACCAAAGGGCUUCGAACCCUGGACCUCCUGAUUACGAGACCAAUGCUUUACCACUGAUCUAUCUUGGGACUACGAUAAAUGAAGACGUCAAUUCUGAAAUCCUUUUAUUGCGAUCAGUUCGGCUCGUAAACCAAUUCAAGAUUGGUGAGCAUCAGAAUAAUCGGCGAAGUAUUAUCCUUAUAAUAAUGAUGAUGAAAUCAACCGGCCCUAACCCAUUAAGGAUCUUAAUUGUUCCUGUCUACUGUUUAUUAUGCAAAAUCCAUUUCCUAAUAGCGGGAUUCUGACCGGGAUUUAGCUUUCGCCGGCGAACCAUUCCGAGUCUUAUUUUUCCUUUGAGGGGAAAUGCUAUGCACACACUCAUCAAUCCUUCAACAGCGAAUCACGCCAGAUCUCCCCUUCCUACUAUUCCUCGUGAAAGAACCCAGCAAAAGAAUAAUACUGUCGAAACCUUUCAUUUUGCAUUUUGACGUAUGAAGUCCAUUAACUUAUGCCUUGCUAAUAAUCGACUUAAUCGUCACCGGCUCAUUUAGCGUAAAACCCCCAUACAUUGUACGGCUUUGCAGCAAUAUAAACCAGCAGCAUCUUCUCAGCAUCAUUUGGUAGAUGAUGAAUAAAUUCAAAGAAAUUAUCUUA
This is a messenger RNA of Strongylocentrotus purpuratus (purple sea urchin), 2778 nucleotides long. Its product is annotated as cholinesterase 1. Lineage: Eukaryota; Metazoa; Echinodermata; Echinoidea; Camarodonta; Strongylocentrotidae. The coding region runs from base 35 to 1864 and encodes 609 amino acids. The record is from RefSeq and is a predicted model, not a curated record. Gene Ontology annotation, molecular function: cholinesterase activity. The transcript has 12 exons.